Molecule: messenger RNA, 3001 nt
Organism: Dunckerocampus dactyliophorus (ringed pipefish)
Lineage: Eukaryota; Metazoa; Chordata; Actinopteri; Syngnathiformes; Syngnathidae
Gene: cables1
Product: Cdk5 and Abl enzyme substrate 1
Exons: 10
Coding region: 569-2203 (544 amino acids)
Biological process (GO): regulation of cell cycle; nervous system development
Cellular component (GO): cytosol
Source: RefSeq, a predicted model, not a curated record
CUAGGGGACGUAGUUUGCCAACUUAAAGACAUAAAGACAUUAUCCACUUUGACCACUAGGAGUCACAGUUGCUGCACAUUUGCUCAUUUGGAAGCGAGCACAGAACUUGAUCUAUUUCUUCUCAAACAAACAGAGCCUCUGUCAGUCAGCACCCAUUGAUCGCUGUGUAAACAACUGCGCCUUGUGCAAACCAGGAAGUAACGAAAAUGUACCAAAAUACUGCAGAAAUAAUAGUAAUUACAAUAUGUAAUGUUAAAUGCAUGUAAAUAGAUGGUAUCAUGUAGCUUUAGUGUUACUAUGUGCUUUCACAGUUUGGAAAAGGUGGUACAAAGCCUACAUGAGUUCCUGACAUCUGAUUGGUCCAAAAUGUUCCCUGUGCUGCCACAAUACUGCACACACGUGACCUGCCUGUUUUCACCCACUUCCACGCGUGCACUUAAAAGACAGGCCGCAGCAACACACAAACACACUUACAUAUACAAAUAUAGUCUCACACACCCACGCACACGUUUUCAGUUUGAUGUGCUGCAGGUGAGAGGAUUGAGGCUCCGUGGGCGGGACGCGGAGCAUGGCGGCGGCCGCGAGCAGCAGCACAUCCACGGCCACGCUGCACGGCAUCGAGCAGACGCGGAAACGCAUCGACCCCAGACGGAGGCAAGCGGCGCUGUCUUUCCUCACCAACAUCUCCCUGGAUGGACGACCCGUGCAGGACGCCGCAGACCACCAGGAGGAAGCCGAGGAAAGCUCGCUGGAAGCCCGGACUAGACACAGCUUCCUUGCUACGGCUGCCACCCCUGCCCCGUGUGGAGCGAUUAUAACUACCACCACCGCCGCUCCUGCUGCAACCACUUCCACCGUCCAGGCGCUCUCCUUGGGGAACCAGGCUCUCCUGGCGAGUAGCCGGACUAUUCCUUUGGCUUCGGCGGCUCCUGCUGCCGCAGAGUCCGCCGAGGGCAACGCCUUCGCUCCGGCCACUUUCAGCUCGCCUUUUACGGCGCUGCCAGCCUCGGCCAGGGGGAGACUGCAGACCUACACUCAGGGGAUCGUACCAGCACCGUACUCCAGACAAGGCUCCCAAAACUACUGCCUGGAGGGCGGCCAGAUAGCCAACUCUGCCAUAGAGCUGCAGAGAUCAAGGCGUCGACUCAUCUCGCAGCGCUCAUCAUUGGAAACCUUAGAGGACAUUGAGGAGAAUGCACCUCUGCGCAGGUGCCGAACCCUGUCAGGUUCCCCUCGACCAAAGAGCUUCAAGAAGGUCCACUUCAUUAAGAACAUGCGGCAACACGACAUGCGUAACGGAAGGAUAGUCCUAAUCAGUGGCAGAAGAUCCUUCUAUAGUGUAUUUUCAGUGCUGCCCUAUCGAGAUUGUAGCCAAGCAGGGGAUGUAAAGAUGGAGGCGGGGCGCCAGCGGCACCCGUCGGGAGGCGUCAGUGCCAAAGAGAUGGUCAUCGGGCUGGAGGGGGUGGAGCUAGGGGCUGAUGGGAAGACGGUGUCCUACACUCAGUUCUUGUACCCCACCAACGUGCUGGGUGGACGCAGGAACACCAUCGACUCCACCUCGUCCUUCUCUCAGUCUCGUAACGCCAGCCACCGCAGCCUCAGUCUGGCCCGCGCUAACAGCAACCAGAGUAGCUUGGACACAGGGAACGAUCUGAGCGACUUUCGAGAAUACGACCCUAACCUUCUAGAUGACCCCCAGUGGCCUUGUGGGAAACACAAGCGAGUGCUCAUCUUCCCUUCGUACAUGACGACGGUCAUCGAGUACGUUAAACCCUCUGACCUGAAGAAAGACAUGAACGAAACCUUCAAGGAGAAGUUCCCUCACAUUCGUCUGACUCUCAGCAAGAUCAGGAGCCUGAAGAGGGAAAUAAAGAAGUUGGCCCAGGACGAGUGCGGCUACGAGGAGCCCACGGUGGCCAUGGCUUUCGUCUACUUUGAGAAAUUGGUCCUUCAGGGAAAACUCAACAAGCAGAACCGCAAACUUUGCGCCGGAGCCUGCGUCCUCCUGGCGGCCAAGAUUGGCGGGGACCUCAAAAAGCAUGAGGUCAAGCUACUCAUAGACAAACUGGAAGAAAGGUUCCGCGUGAACCGCAGGGAGCUGAUUGCCUUCGAGUUCCCUGUGCUGGUGGCACUGGAAUUCAACUUGCACCUGCCGGAGCACGAGGUCAUGCCACACUACAGACGCCUGCUGCAGACCUCCUAGCGUUGGUGGGCUGUCAGGGGGACCGACGCCCCCUGAUUGCUUCCACCCUCCUCCUUGCAGUGUGCAGUCAUUUUGUAUAUUUUAGACUUCGAGGACUUGUUUUUUUUCACCAUUUUUUAAAUCAUCAAUCUGCUUUGUUUUGUGACUGCUUGUGACUCAGAGGGACUCAUCUCAUCUUCUUAAAAAGUGCACUUUUUUCCAGAAAAUUUCAAUUUUUUUUAACACGCUCUGGAACUAAUCGUGACAAUUUGUUCCACGGACCUUUUUUCUGGGACUAUUGUGCUCGCUUUUGUAGUAUCUUCAUGAGAAAGUCCUUUCUUUUCUUUUUCCAUCGUGCUAUUCCAAUCACUUUAAGCAGUGUCUAAUCUCCGUGCUCUAUGUUAGAGUGUAUUGCUAGCACCUUAAGGUGCUGUAAGGGCGCUCAGGAUGGUUGCAAAAAUAGAAAAUAUUCAAAUAAAUAAGACUUCUUUGGCAUGUGUCUUCGUAUUAAAAAGACCACCACACAUGUACAUAUCACUCAAAAGUUUAGACACACUUUUUCAUGCUAUUCAAUGACAACGCGUUCAAACUUUUGCCAUUUGAUCUGAUAUUUGCAGGAGAAAAAAAACUAAAUCACCGAAUUGUAACAAUGGGAAUGUAGGUUUUUGCUGAUUUUAAAGUGAGCAAAAUAGAAUUGUUUAUGCUGGCAAGCCCAAAGAUUUAUAACACUAAAGAAGAACUGAUGGGCAACAAUUCUUGCUUGUUUUGUUGUAAAUAAAUCACUUUUGCUUGUCUGAACAAGGAGUGAGCUGUGUGAUU